AUGUCGGAGCGCCCCAUUGCUGAAAUCCUACGCGGCUUUGGCGUUGCCCCUUUUUUUGGAGAGGGGAACUUGAAGGAUCCCCAUUCGGUUGCUCGGCACCCCUCCGAGUCAUCAAGAAUCCUCCGCGUUGCCAAUCUUAAUGCAUUUACUCUUCAAAAAAUAGGAGGGCUGCAGAUCCACUGGGUCUAUUGUCUCAGCGCACAUCUCCAGUUGGACCUUGUUAAUCGACGUUUGAAUUUGUUCCGACUUCCUUCGUUCUGCAAAUGGAAUUUGUCCGCGGAUGGGGCUUUCGCUCGCACCCCGAAUCCGGUCCCCGCUCUCCUUGAAGAGGUGAUGCUCUCUUAUCGAUUAUUCUUCGCUCAGCACAAGCGGUCUUUAGAGCGCUACCGACAUCUUGAGCGGAGGCGACUGGAAGACGAGGACCAUAUCAUCGAUCCUCUUCUAGACGAGCUGUGCGGCUGCACGAGGCCUUCGUUUGGCAACUUCCUUCCGAAACAGUCCUACGAUACACAAUUUGACUUUCCGAUACUAGGCACUCGCCUUUUGUUUAUCCAAGAGUACAUAGUAAACCAACAGCCGAGUGGUUUCAAGGAGCUCUGGAAUGAUCGGAGAGAUGGUCUGAAGUGGUUCACCUUCUGGGCCGUGAUCUUCUUUGGCACCCUGGGGGUAGUUUUGUCGUUUUUGCAGCUUGCAGCCUCCGUUGUGCAAACAUAUAUUAGUUGGAAGGCCUAUGAAGCUCAACUGGGGCAAUGGGCGGAGUAG
Messenger RNA from Penicillium canescens, 762 nucleotides. RefSeq lists its product as uncharacterized. NCBI's taxonomy places the organism in Eukaryota, Fungi, Ascomycota, Eurotiomycetes, Eurotiales, Aspergillaceae. The coding region runs from base 1 to 762 and encodes 253 amino acids. The record is from RefSeq and is a predicted model, not a curated record. The transcript has 2 exons.